CAUUAUGUCAGUGUCAUUCAAACUAUUAAAAAAAAUGCGUUAGCAAGCAAAUAUUCAAGGGAAGCGAACGUAUUUUAUUCAUAAUACUCAUAAUGUCUUGUUAUUUGAGUAUUUAGUUGCAUUUCCAAACAAAUAGAGCGUAGAGUUGUAUUUAUAAUACAUUAAAUUUGUAUCCAAAAGUGUUUAUGGCCAUUUAGCAACAUGCAUCGUCGCAGAGGUCCCAACUUCACAUAUGUCAGUAGUUGUGUGAAAUACAUGAUUUUUGUGUUAAAUUUCAUAUUUUGGUUAUUUGGUGGUCUACUGAUAGGGGUGGGCCUCUAUGCCUUCAUUGACAAAUGGCAGGCCACGGGACUGAUCAAGCUGGACACAGUAUACGAUGUGAUGCUGAACAUCAGUCUGCUGAUCGCGAUCCUGGGCGGCGUGGUGUUCAUCGUGAGUUUCGCCGGCUGCGUCGGCGCGCUGCGUGAGAACACGUGCCUGCUGAAGUUUUACUCUCUCUGCCUGCUCAUCCUAUUCCUGGUGGAGAUGGGCGCGGCGGUGUGCGGCUUCGUGUUCCCGCGCUCGCUGCACGGGCUGCUCGAGCUCAGCUUCACGGAGCGAGUGGUGCACAAGUAUAGAGAUGAUCCCGACUUGCAGAACUUUAUUGAUUUUGCUCAGAGUGACUUCCACUGCUGCGGCCUAACCUCGGACGGCUACAUGGACUGGUCCAAGAACGAGUACUUCAACUGCUCCUCUCCCUCCGUGGAACGCUGUGGAGUGCCGUUCUCCUGCUGCAUCAACGCCACAGACAUAUCUUCAGGGUUGGUCAACAUUAUGUGCGGGUAUGGGGUGCAGAAUUAUCCGGUGGCCGAAGCGUCAAAGCGCAUCUGGACAUCGGGCUGCAUAGAAAUAGUCCGCUCCUGGGCAGAGCGCAAUCUCUACACCAUAGCUUCAGUGGCUCUAGGAGUCGCUUUGUCCCAGCUGUUCGUGAUAUACCUGGCCAAGACUCUGGAAGGGCAGAUAGAGCUGCAGAAGUCUCGAUGGCAAACUUGAGGUACACUAGUAGUGGCGUACAGGAGGGCGGGGUGUGUGAAUGUUUUGAUUUAGGGACGCUGGUUUGGGUGUGCUUUCGUAGUUUUCGUGGUUCUGUUCUGUUGGAUUUAUCGGAUUUGCUGUUUCGGUUUUUGGGCGACG
Molecule: messenger RNA, 1173 nt
Organism: Plutella xylostella (diamondback moth)
Lineage: Eukaryota; Metazoa; Arthropoda; Insecta; Lepidoptera; Plutellidae
Source: RefSeq, a predicted model, not a curated record